UGCACCAUCACGGUAUCACCAUCAUCGGGAUCUAUCUUAGGUGCACAAUCGAGAGAGCUUCCCAUACGCGCCUGGUUAUCACUCCUGGUGUAGGACACCAAUUUCUUCUUCUAUUUUGUUCCCGCUGUAUUACUAUCGUGUUACUUACCAGGCAUCGUUUGGGCUUCGUGUCUUAGCACCUUUGCCCCUUUUGAUUGAUGGGUUCCGGUCUGAACCGGGAACCAUCAGACCCCGACCGCAGUUUCUGCAAAGCGAGCCGUCACGUAGCCGCGGACCAGAUAGGUUAAUCCUUCCAUUUUUCUUCCACGGGAUCCCGCAGGAACCCCACCAAAAUGCCGCGGCCCGCCACAACAGGUUACGAGCGCCUUGCGCAGGCCGAUCUCAGCGACGAUUCGGACGACGAAGUUCUUGCCGCCAGCUAUGCCUCACUACAGCCUCCGGCCGCCCCACGCUAUACUCCCAUCAGCCAACCCCGCCCGCACUCUGGGAUGACCACCCCGAAGCGGUCGUCACAAUCCGUUGCUGCCCUCCGAGACGCUUCCCGGUCCGGCGGUCGCCCCCGCCGCCGCGACCGUAGGAAUUCCGGUGUCGACCUCAAGGCCAUAAAUGCCCGGCUCGAGCGCUGGGCCGACGAGAUUGCCUCCAAGUUCAAGCGCACGCGCCACAAGAAGAAGGGCGAGGAGGAACGUCUCGAGAUCCACCACUCUGUCUUCCAACCACCAGAAGGCGUCCGGCCCGUGACGGCAGAGAUGCUCGCUGUGCCCGAGCCAGGUUAUAUGUCCAAGGCCGAGUUUGAGGCCAUCGUGGACAGCGUGAGGGAGGCCAUACGACAAGGGGUACAUCCGCGGAUGAUCUCGCAAGGGAGCUCUGGCAGCUACUUUGCUAGGAACCAGGAGGGGAAAGUGGUGGGUGUGUUCAAGCCCAAGGACGAGGAGCCGUAUGCUGCGGGAAACCCAAAGUGGAACAAGUGGAUUCACCGGAAUCUGUUCCCCUGCUUCUUUGGCAGGGCCUGCCUCAUCCCCAACCUGUCCUACGUCAGCGAAGCCGCGGCCUACGUUCUCGACGCCCAACUGCGCACACAUUUGGUUCCGUAUACUGACGUAGUCUACCUCUCGUCCAAGGCGUUCCAUUACCCGUUCUGGGAUCGCUACAACUUCUCGAGGAAAAGGAAGGCGCUGCCUGCGAAACCGGGCAGCUUCCAGGUCUUUUUGAAGGGCUUCAAGGACGCUAAUGUCUUCCUACGCGAACAUCCCUGGCCGGACCAGUAUCUCUCGGGCUUCCGGACGACAGAUCCGCACAGGAAACGGAAGCGGAGAUGGGCAGACAGCUGUCGUCCGACGAGCGCGCCUCACCACGAUGCAGAUAGCGACGAUGAGCACGAUAGCCCACAAUCCCAGACUCCGGGUCCCGGAAAUUUCGUCUGGACCCCCACGCUGAAGCAGUCUUUCCGAGAGGAGCUGGAAAAGCUUGUUAUUUUGGACUACAUCAUGCGGAAUACGGAUAGAGGGCUAGACAAUUGGAUGAUCAAGGUCGACUGGGAAACCGAGCAGGUCUCGGUGGCAUCUGAGCCGGUCGGACUCAACAUGGACACGUCGGAUCCAGAACCCGGACCGAGGCCAGUGGAUCUAUCACAGAGAGGGCCACCCAAGACCCGAGCUUCCUAUCCUUACAGGAGGGAAAGACCCAUGGACGCAUCAACGCCCGUCUCGAGCGCGCCAGAUCCCAAGAUUUCGAUAGGAGCCAUUGACAACUCGUUGUCGUGGCCCUGGAAGCACCCUGAUGCUUGGAGGAGUUUUCCCUUUGGCUGGCUCUUCCUCCCCGUCGAUCUCAUCGGCAGGCCCUUCUCGCAGAAAACCCGCGACCACUUCCUCCCGCUGCUCACAUCGACCCAAUGGUGGAGCCAAACCCAGCUUGCGCUGCGAAGGGUCUUCCAGAUGGACCAGGACUUCCAAGAGCGCAUGUUCGCCCGCCAAAUAGCCGUUAUGAAGGGCCAAGCGUGGAACGUAGUCGAAACGCUCAAGACUCCCGACCACGGCCCGCUCGAGCUGACGCGGCGGCCUAAGGUAUGCGUCUGGGACGACCUCGUCGAUGUCCCCGUGGCCGUGCCCAUGCGAGCUGCGAGCGCCGAAAUGCGCCGUCGCGCCAACGCUGAGUCGAACUCGGCCGCUUCGGCUACUGCUGCCACGAAGGCAAGCAGCGACGUCAUAACCGAGGAAGAGAUGGACAUUGGCGCGUCCAGCGCCCCAGCCACGACUGGUGCCGGUGCCGUUGUCGACCUACUCGGCAUCGCCAGCCCGCCAGCCGACCUCCCGAACCCGGGCCGCUUCGAGCUAGCCCUGGCAGAUGACCUCCCUUCUCCGAGCCCGCUCAGCAAUGGCAACGGGGACCCACUAUCCGACCACAAUAACACCUCUUCCUCCCGCCCGCACAUCGCCCGCGCCCCACACACCCACCCCCGCGCAUUGAACGUGUACUCUCCCGACCGCGGGCAGCAGGGCGGCGGAGACUACCAGGAGACCCGCUUCUCUUUCACCACGCCGGCCUCGCGACGCGAGAGCAACUCCAUCGCCGCACAGCUGUACGGCGGCGGCGGCGCCAGCAGGCGCACGAGCUAUGACUUUGGUGGCCACGCGUACGAUGACGGCGACGGGAUGCAAGAGGGGCAUGAAGAUCAGGACGGGGAGCUUGAGGGCGGAGAUCUAGGCUAUGCCGCGGCAACGGGCAUGGAGGGGAACAGGAGGAAGGUGAUUGUGGAGCGGUUGGAGAUGGUGAAGGGGCGGAAUCCUGUUUUCACGUGGUGUUGAUCUUUCAACUUGACUUCCUUUUCUACGGACGGGGAAAAGGAGAUCCUGGACGGCUAAAAGGUAAGGUAAAGGACGGGCGUUCGUUUGGAUCUGUGAACGGGGAGGAGGUCUGCGGGCCGGAUAUAUAAAUGGGUAUUACUGUCUUAUUUUGGGGCUUCUGUAUUUUCUUUCUAAUCUCGAUCGUUUCGCUUUCUUUUCCUCACUGUGGCAGCCAUAUGCUCACCUCACGGCAUUGGACCUUCCUGGUUCCCUUUCCAUGUGGUCCCCUGCACACCGUCUCCCAAUCCAACAAUUUCUACCCCAUCAUCUUUUAUAUUAUAGAACGGGAUUGGAAAAGGCAGCUAAAAAAAGGCUGGGAACGCAAAAGGUAGCUGUCAACAACAUCACAUGUGAAUGAAAGGCCAGGGCGUCCAGGACGGAAAAGACGCAAUGCGCAAAAGGAAGCAAGAAAGAAGAUAGCACAAUACGUAGAAAAAGAGAUCGAAA
Molecule: messenger RNA, 3290 nt
Organism: Chaetomium strumarium
Lineage: Eukaryota; Fungi; Ascomycota; Sordariomycetes; Sordariales; Chaetomiaceae
Product: phosphatidylinositol 3 and 4-kinase-domain-containing protein
Exons: 3
Coding region: 333-2804 (823 amino acids)
Biological process (GO): Golgi organization; phosphatidylinositol phosphate biosynthetic process; endosome organization
Cellular component (GO): endosome; plasma membrane; fungal-type vacuole membrane
Molecular function (GO): 1-phosphatidylinositol 4-kinase activity
Source: RefSeq, a predicted model, not a curated record